This is a messenger RNA of Arvicola amphibius (Eurasian water vole), 1149 nucleotides long. RefSeq names its product poly(A) binding protein cytoplasmic 5 (gene Pabpc5). The record is from RefSeq and is a predicted model, not a curated record. The coding region runs from base 1 to 1149 and encodes 382 amino acids. Lineage: Eukaryota; Metazoa; Chordata; Mammalia; Rodentia; Cricetidae. Gene Ontology annotation, cellular component: ribonucleoprotein complex. The transcript has a single exon. Gene Ontology annotation, molecular function: RNA binding.
AUGGGGAGUGGGGAACCUAAUACUGCUGGCAAGAAAAAGAAGUACCUCAAGGCUGCCCUGUAUGUGGGUGACUUGGCCCCUGAUGUCACAGAGGACAUGCUCUAUAAGAAGUUCAGACCUGCUGGCCCUCUACGCUUCACUAGAAUCUGCCGUGACCCGGUGACCCGCAAGCCCUUGGGUUAUGGCUAUGUUAACUUCCGCUUUCCUGCGGAUGCUGAGUGGGCCUUGAACACAAUGAAUUUUGAUUUAAUUAAUGGUAAACCAUUUCGCCUCAUGUGGUCACAGCCAGAUGACCGCUUAAGAAAGUCUGGAGUUGGAAAUAUAUUCAUCAAAAACUUGGAUAAAUCCAUAGACAAUAGGGCCCUGUUUUAUUUAUUUUCUGCUUUUGGGAACAUUCUUUCCUGUAAAGUUGUAUGUGAUGACAAUGGCUCUAAGGGUUAUGCCUAUGUCCACUUUGAUAGCCUUGCUGCUGCCAAUAGGGCUAUCUGGCACAUGAACGGAGUCCGGCUCAACAACCGUCAGUUGUAUGUGGGCCGAUUCAAAUUUCCUGAAGAGAGAGCAGCUGAAGUCAGAACAAGGGAUAGAGCAACAUUUACCAAUGUUUUCGUGAAAAACUUUGGAGAUGACAUGGAUGAUGAAAAACUAAAGGAACUUUUCAGUAAAUAUGGUCCAACAGAGAGUGUUAAAGUAAUAAGAGAUGCCAGUGGGAAAUCUAAAGGCUUUGGAUUUGUAAGAUUUGGGACACAUGAAGCUGCCCAAAAAGCUGUGCUAGACCUGAAUGGCAAGUCAAUAGACGGAAAAGUCCUAUAUGUAGGGAGAGCACAGAAAAAAAUUGAACGCUUGGCUGAGUUAAGGCGGAGAUUUGAAAGGCUGAAAUUAAAAGAAAAAAGUAGGCCUCCAGGAGUGCCCAUCUAUAUUAAGAACCUGGAUGAGACCAUCGAUGAUGAAAAACUGAAGAAAGAAUUUUCUUCCUUUGGAUCAAUUAGUCGAGCCAAAGUGAUGAUGGAAGUGGAACAAGGCAAAGGGUUUGGUGUUGUCUGCUUCUCUUCUUUUGAAGAGGCUACCAAAGCAGUAGAUGAGAUGAAUGGUCGUGUAGUAGGCUCUAAACCACUAAAUGUCACUCUGGGCCAAGCAAGGGGCAGGUGGUGA